Molecule: messenger RNA, 2077 nt
Organism: Aedes albopictus (Asian tiger mosquito)
Lineage: Eukaryota; Metazoa; Arthropoda; Insecta; Diptera; Culicidae
Exons: 5
Coding region: 842-2077 (411 amino acids)
Source: RefSeq, a predicted model, not a curated record
CGGUGACGUAGAAUCAGAUAAACUUAGACUAUUAUUAAAACCAAAGUCACAUAAAACACUAAUUAAAUAUUCAUCCCCAACGACAAUGCGAAUCAUUCAUGCUUAGUAUUUUGUUAGCAGCGAGUUUGAAUACGUGUAUUGCACCCCAUUUCGCCCACUAACUACGGUGACGCCGCACUGGCCCCGUGGGAUAGUGGCUGGGGGUUGGGCGUAGGCAGGCAUCCUAGUGAAAUGGAUUGUCAAUAUGCAGAACAAUUUGGUGCCACGACACAACAAUUCACGGAACGAUUUAUAUGAAUGAUAUGUGGGGAGGGCGGGGGCUGACCGAACACGCGUGCACUUCGGCGGCGUCCGGAUGCGAUAAACAUCGUUCAACUACAAUCGAUGAACAAAUGACCAUUAGGAGCAAUGUGACAGAGUCCUUCUGGGGGAACACGGUGCAGGACUGCCAAACGGUGAUUAAUUAAAACUGUGUCUUUGAUUCGUUUUUUGAAUUGAAUAAGCAGACUAGUUCUUCGAAGUUAAUAUCUACUUGAGGUAUUUACAAUGAGAGUUCAAAAGUAUCUCAAUCCAGUUUAUUCCACAUUGCACAUUUUACUACGGUAGAAAGAAAUUGUAGAACAAAUUUCGCCAUUGUAUUUUGCACAACUCUCCCCCGAAAUCUGCCCAGUUGAAAGGGCAUCCAGGCACCCCUUUCAUUCAUGUACGUUUCGACAGAGUGGGAAUAGUAUCCUGGCCAUGAACUACAGUGAAGUUCUUUAUGCAAUAUCAUAUGAUUGAUUGAUUCUCCCUCAGUACGUAAUGAUUGUCAGUGGAAUUCAGUUGUAGUCAAAUACGCAGCAUGUCCGAAAGCGUGUACUCAGAAAUCACCUCCUGGCGAAAUGCCAACUAUUUCGAAAAUGUGGUCGCCACGGAUUACAAGAUCAAAACCUCCGAGUUCAACAUCGCCAAAAUUCACAUUUCAACGGCCAUUCCCAAACACAGUGGAGCUGUAUCGCUGGUGCACCGAGUGUUGCUGCAGGUUCACUUCCAUGGUCGAAGUUCACCGAAACACGUGAGUUAUAUCGUGAAGGAGCGAGCUGACUCCGACGAGGAUCAUGAAUUAGCUGGGAACUCGUGCACGUUUGCCAAAGAAAUUGAGCUCUAUACUCAAAUCCUACCGGGGUUCGAAAAACUGUGGGCGAAUGAAAACGUGAAGUUUGGACCGAGAGUUCUCAAAGUGACAAUAACACCGUUCAGGUUGAUCGUUAUGGAGGAUCUCAAAGCGUCAGGAUUUCGAACCAAAAAGAGUCUGAGGGGAUUCAAGACAUCCGAUUGCGAAAAAGUGUUGGAAAAGUUGGCCAAGUUUCACGCUGCUUCAGUUCAAUAUAUCGAAAGAAAAGGGUCGUUUUCGGAUCAAUUCAAAACUGGCACUUUGAACGACAAAACGAUGAAGGCUUACGAAGUUUACUACACGCCGUUGUUCGAUUCAUUCUACCAGAUGUUGGAUGAUCUGAAAUACCACCCAAAAAUACUGGAAAAAUUGCUACCUCUGAAAGGAAAAGCGUACGCAACAACCUGCAACCUAUUUCGACUCAACCCUACAAAGUUCAACGUUCUCAAUCAUGGUGAUCUACGAAUGACCAAUAUUCAUAUCAGGGAAUUUGACAAAUUACUCCUCAAUUACCAGACCUCAUUCUACGGAUCGCCUGCGUUCGACCUGAUCUACUUCCUGACGAUGUCGGCUUCUUUCUGCACCCGGAUAGACCGAUUCGAUCACCUAAUCGACCACUACUACAAGCACCUGAAGGCCGGUCUACAGAAGCUAGGAGUGAUGACUGCUAUACCUACUCAACGCCAGCUUCGAGAAGAUCUCGCUGCCCAUGGAUUUCUGAUGUGCCUCAAAUCCAUCGAGGCACUGGCCGUUACGCUGGAAAUGCCCAAACUGGAACUGGAUAUGAAGCUGUUCCGGUCAACGGGACCGGACGGAGCCGAGUUCCGGCGGAACCUGUACGCCAAUGUGCAGUUUGAGAAAACGCUGGAGAGGCUUGUGAUGUUCAUGUGGAAAAGAGGCUUUUUUAAUUUUUCUCAGAUGUGA